UCGCUUAUAUCGCGCAAUUCUUCGUAUCGCUCGAUUUUCCUGUCACGUUUAUCUUGUACUUAUCAAGUGUGACACUAUACGCAUGAAAAAUUAUAUGGUAUUGCAAGAAAGAAAAGAAGAAAAUAACAUAAUACUCCUAAUGCAACGUGAGUUAGGGGUGGGACAUAUGUGGACGAAUAUCACUUGUGUCACCGUAGUGAUUGACGUUUCGCGAAGUACAAUUUCUGCGUACGUCUUCUUUUUCUUCUCUCCAUCAAUGAUAAAUAGAAAAUGAAGGGACGAGAUUGGCAUGCGUUUUUCCGACAGCCUAUGAUUAUCUAGACAUUGUUAGCGUAGACGUAGUAUAUUAUUAGCGGAUACGCGCAAUAUAGUAUCUGAAUAUAGGAGACUGUUCGGAAAAUAUCAGCUGGAUCUUGAGGGAAAUUGAGGGAACUCGACAUUCACGAUGCAAAAUCACGGCGGAGAGAUGCAAUCGGCCGUAAAAUAUUAUUACAAUAUUAACAAGAUCUUCAUGUCGAAACUCGGUACUUGGCCGACGCAAAGUAUAUUUGAGAAGACACUGUUACCGGCCAUAUUUACAAUAUUUGUUGCCAGCAUCGGUUUUCUUGAGCUUGUAAAAUUAUCGGAAGUAUGGAAAACAAAUCUGAUCGAGGACUGCGAAUCCUUAUUCAUUUUUCUGCUUGCAGUCGGCGCUCAUGUUAAAUUCUUCUUCAUAAUCAUCCAAAAUAAAAAUGUAAGAUUUCAUGAGAUGUAA
This is a messenger RNA of Trachymyrmex septentrionalis, 754 nucleotides long. RefSeq lists its product as uncharacterized. The coding region runs from base 446 to 754 and encodes 102 amino acids. The transcript is spliced from 2 exons. NCBI's taxonomy places the organism in Eukaryota, Metazoa, Arthropoda, Insecta, Hymenoptera, Formicidae. The record is from RefSeq and is a predicted model, not a curated record.